This is a messenger RNA of Sphaerodactylus townsendi, 7954 nucleotides long. It is a transcript of the gene CPSF6, whose product is annotated as cleavage and polyadenylation specific factor 6. The transcript has 12 exons. NCBI's taxonomy places the organism in Eukaryota, Metazoa, Chordata, Lepidosauria, Squamata, Sphaerodactylidae. Gene Ontology annotation, biological process: mRNA alternative polyadenylation. Gene Ontology annotation, cellular component: mRNA cleavage and polyadenylation specificity factor complex. Bases 242 to 1870 code for a protein of 542 amino acids. The record is from RefSeq and is a predicted model, not a curated record. Gene Ontology annotation, molecular function: mRNA binding.
GUGGCAGCGGCUGGCUGCGGCAGCUGUAUCGGCGGGCGGGGCUGGCUGCUGCAGCGGUGAGGGAGGAGGAGGAAGAGAAGCGGAAUAUGGCGGACGGCGUGGACCACAUCGAUAUCUACGCCGAUGUGGGAGAGGAGUUUAACCAGGCCCCGGGAGCUGGAGAACAAGGAGCCCGAGUCCCUCGUAGCGUUGUGGCGUUUGUGUGGCGCUCCCCCUCCCGCUCGCCUUCAUUUCCCUUGAGAUGAGAAAGGCUGGAAGACGGCGGCGCGAACAAGCAGCAGCCGCUUCCCCGGAGGCGUCGAGAGAGAUGUGUGCGAGAGGCGAAACCUCUCCCCUCCAGGAAGCAGAAUAUGGUGGGCAUGAUCAAAUAGACUUGUAUGACGACGUCAUUUCUCCAUCUGCCAAUAACGGCGAUGCACCAGAGGACCGUGAUUAUAUGGACUCUCUCCCACCCUCUGUUGGAGAUGAUGUAGGCAAAGGAUCAGCACCAAAUGUUGUCUACACAUACACCGGAAAGAGAAUUGCACUGUAUAUUGGAAAUCUUACUUGGUGGACCACAGAUGAAGAUUUAACUGAAGCAGUUCAUUCACUUGGUGUAAAUGAUAUUCUGGAGAUAAAAUUUUUUGAAAACCGUGCUAAUGGUCAGUCGAAGGGGUUUGCUCUUGUAGGUGUAGGAUCUGAAGCCUCAUCCAAAAAACUAAUGGAUCUGUUGCCUAAAAGAGAAUUGCAUGGUCAAAAUCCUGUUGUAACUCCAUGUAAUAAGCAGUUUCUGAGUCAAUUUGAACUGCAGUCAAGGAAAACUACACAGUCAGGGCAGAUGUCAGGAGAAGGAAAAGCUGGUCCUCCAGGGGGUGGUUCACGGGCAACAUUCCCACCAAGUAAUAGAGGGAGGGGUCGUUUUCCUGGUGCCCUACCUGGUGGGGACAGAUUUCCUGGACCAGCUGGACCAGGAGGACCACCUCCACCCUUUCCAGCUGGACAGACUCCUCCACGUCCGCCAUUAGGUCCUCCUGGCCCUCCAGGCCCUCCAGGUCCUCCACCACCUGGCCAGGUUCUCCCUCCUCCAUUAACUGGUCCUCCCAAUCGCGGUGACCGCCCUCCUCCUCCAGUUCUGUUUCCUGGACAGCCCUUUGGCCAGCCUCCAUUGGGUCCACUCCCCCCUGGUCCUCCACCUCCGGUUCCAGGAUAUGGCCCACCACCAGGCCCUCCACCCCCACAACAAGGUCCUCCUCCACCUCCAGGCCCUUUCCCCCCUCGUCCACCUGGUCCACUAGGGCCACCUUUGACACUGGCUCCUCCUCCUCACUUGCCUGGGCCACCACCUGGUGCUCCCCCACCAGCCCCACACGUGAAUCCAGCUUUCUUCCCCCCACCAGCCAACAGUGGUAUACCCACAUCAGACAGCCGUGGUCCACCACCGUCAGACCCAUACGGCCGACCUCCACCAUAUGAUAGAGGUGAUUAUGGGCCACCAGGCAGGCGUUUCACUGGAAAUAACAUGUCCAUAAGAGAACAAUUACAUAUGCCAUUGUAUUGGAGACAAUCGAAAAAUAAUACUCAAAACGCAGGGAGAGAAAUGGAUGCUGCAAGGACACCUUUAAGUGAAGCAGAAUUUGAAGAAAUCAUGAAUAGAAAUAGGGCCAUCUCUAGCAGUGCCAUUUCAAGAGCUGUUUCAGAUGCCAGUGCUGGAGACUAUGGAAGUGCUAUAGAAACGUUGGUGACUGCAAUUUCUUUAAUUAAACAAUCCAAAGUGUCGGCUGAUGAUCGUUGCAAAGUACUUAUUAGCUCCUUGCAAGAUUGCCUUCAUGGAAUUGAGUCAAAAUCUUAUGGUUCUGGGUCAAGAAGACGUGGAGCCGCAUCGAGAGAGUAGGACCGUUUGCUGUACAGCAGGUCAAGGAGAAAAAGCAGUACCACAAAUCGGUGAAGUCGAUCGCCAUGAUGAUUAUCGAAGCAUACCGGAAAGAAGCCUAUGAACGUGGAGAGAUUAUCAAAAAAAUCGCACCGUGAUAGAGAUCGUGAUAGAGAGCGAGAUCGAGAACGAGAGUAUCGUCAUCGUUAAAGGAGCUGAAGGAAGAGGAGCACCUCAACAGACAAGAAACUUCAUGGAAAAAGGCUUGUCCAGCAGUUUGCUUCAUGCGAUCGAUCAGAGCCUGUAAGGAUUCAUGGAUAAAAUGAACAGGAAUAGAUCUGAAUAAGGCAAAUCUGCAUACAUGGUAACCAGUAGCUCUCUUACAUUUUUAUGUUGCUUAGCUGUUUUAUUUGAAGGAAACUGUGUGAUUUAAAACAUAUAGCUUCUUGCAACUUUAUUACUGGUUAUAUACGUUUGAAAAUUAAAAUGUGCAAGCAAUGGAAAAAAGUCAAGUAAAUGCUUGUUUUUAUAGUAGUUGGUUCUUGUUUAAAUGUUCAUAUGAUAAUGUCUGUAAAGAGCACCAAAUUGAUUGCAGUAGAUGUAGUGUUGUAAUAAACUGUUUAAUGGGGCUGAUGUGUAAAGCUGUUCAAGUUAUUUGAUGUUUACACCUCAGGGAGUGUCUUGUGUUCAGCAAUAUUUGAUGGUGUUGUCUCUAACAAAACAUUGCAUACUUUUUGCAUAUGCAUCAACCUGUUGUAUCUAAAUAACUGGCAUUUGUGUCCAGCACAUGAUAUUGAUACUAGAGUAGUGGUUCCUUUAAAAAUAUGUAGUCUUUCUGCAUAGAUGACUUGUGAACUUGCUGAAGGUGUGUAAAACUGUAAAAACUGUAGAUUAACAUUUUGUGAUCUGAGUAGACUGAGCUUUCUUUUAAGAAAAUGGAAGUCUGAAAUUGAGUUGUAGUAUGCUACUGCCUGCUUAUUACAAUAUGCAACACUAAAAAGUUUAUUCAGACAUACUGUUGACAAAAUAAUUGGUCAGUUGCAAAUGAUGUUGCAGUGUUUUACACAUUUCCCUAUGUUUUAUCUGCUAUCACAGGCAAGUCUGUACACAUAAUUGUACAUUGGUUAAAAAUGAUGGAAGAUAAAUGCUCCUCUGAUGGACAGCUGCAUUCUAAAGAGUUGUCCCAGUUACAGAAUCAUGUGAUUGGCAGGGAGUUCGAAUGGAAUGCAAAUGAUUGAAAACUGACAGUUGAAGGUAACAGUUAACUGACAGAGUAGAGACAGAUUAUAUGAAUCAUCUUUAAACAAUAGGUUUUAAAUAGGAGUUGGAAAUGUAUAGACACUUUCCCAGUUUUCUCCUUAAACAGGGUUGGGAUCACUCUUUUCCUUAGAGCUAUUAUAAAAUACUUGGGAUCACCCUCUCUAUAAUAGAGUUAUUUCCCUUUGUGGAUCCUACUUUAUCCUGAAACCAGUGUGUCCCUCUCAUUUCAAAGGAAUCCUUUACAGACAGCUUCAGCUCACUGAGCUGCCUCCAUUCUGUCUAGUAGUCUUCUCCUUAAACUGUCAGUUUGCAACUGUUGUCCUUGACAUUCCAUUCAAACUCCCUGUCAGUCACAGGGUUCUAUGACCCAGACAGCUCCUUAGAAUGCAGCAGCCAUUGCAGUUCUCCUUCCUCCCCCCUUUUAAAAUCAAGAUUUCUAAUGGAUGGGGGGGGGGGGCUUUAAACUACAAAAUUGGCACUCACAACUGUAUAAAAGAAAGAUACAUUUUGAGUGCGUUCCUUAACACACAAAGACCUAAUAUUCUUAGUGAUUGGGGUUUUGCAGGUUUUUCCUAAACAGAUUGUUUAAAGUUGGAUAAAACAUCUAAUCUAUGUCAUAACAUAACUAAAUAAAUUAUUUUGGCUUUUUAAUCAUGUAUGAUAAAACCAUAUACCAUACAUUUUAUUUUAAAAUUGCCUUUAAAAUAAAAAAACAAAAAUAUACUCAUUGGAAAAAUGCUUUUAGAAAAUCCCAGAUUUUUCUGAUACAAACAUACAAACUUUAACAUUUUAUAAUUAUUUCAAGACAUCAGUUUAUAACAUUUUCAUUUAUCUAUGAUUCAAAUGAUUAUAGGAACUGAAUCUACAGUUUAAUAUUAACUUCAAAUGAAUAAUAAUAGUCUGUAAUAUUUAGUAAAACAACUGAGAUGCAUAAUGUUUACUCAAGACAUGAAUGAAGGCCAUAUGAUUAACUAUACUUUACAGGGAACUGUAACCAAUACCAGCUUCUUUAUAUGUAUAAGAGAUGUGAUUACACAAAACAUUCUCACUUUUCAAAAUCUGUUUAGGCAUAUAACUGAAAGAAGUAGGUUAGGAUCCUUAAGAACUGUAAACAGAGUUAUACGUGUAAAGCAGAAUUCUCACAUCCUACCUGUAGACCUUAUAUAUCCCCAAAAGCCUGCUCUUGAAAGCUGGGGAGCCCUCCUGAUGGUGUUUAGGGCACUAUAAGUGUUUGCAGCUGAGGACAGUGAAGAGAGAUCAGGGAAAAUGAGGUAUAAUGAGGUAUUUGCUUUUUUUUUUCUUGUGCAUGAAGAAGAGCUUUCCACUCACUCUAUGGCAUCAUUGGACCCAUGCCAUAAUGUGUGAAAUGACCCUGAGGUUAUACUUUUGCUACAGUUGGGAUCCCUCGAAUUAUUGUCUCAGAAGGCUAAAUCCUAUACAACAAAAGGCUGCAGUUAUCAGCUUUUUAUCUGUACAGUUCAGGCCAAUGCAGUUGGUUUGCCCGGUUUCUGAACACUGGUUUUUUUUUCUGAAUUAUGUAACUAGAGUGUGAACUGUUCAGUAUUUGAAUGUUUUGAAUCAUUAUCUUUUAAUAUGAAACUGGUUUUUUUAUUUUUGUACACUUGGGGUUUCUUGGAAGCCAUUCCUGCUUUAUGAAUAUGUUCUGUUUAUCACACUUGGAAUGUGAAGUUUAAUACUAUUUGGGGAUGGAUUUUGCAGUUUGCUAUCUAAGGAUGAAAAUUCCUGAACUCACUUUAGCCUCUGGCAUGUUUAUGCACUGAAGGAUGGUUCAGAAGCUGAAAUGAAUCAAAGACAAAAUCAGGAACUCCUGGUUCACCUUUUUAUUUUUGCUCUGGGGUAAAAUGAUGAUGCUAUACAGAGGUAGGCAAUGGCAAACCAUCUCUACUGGGUUGCUGUAAGUUGGCUCUGACUUGACAGCACUUUACACACACAAAAGCAUUUUUUCCUUUGUUACAGGUGACUGAGAAUGCAAAAGCCCCUAGAGUAAUUUGAAUGGUUCAAGAUAAUCAUCAAAUGGGAUGUAGAUGCAACAUCCUGGAAUUGUUUAUCUAUUUAGAGUAGGUGAUUGUCCCAACUCUGAGAAAUCCAAUGUCGUAUUAUUUCUCAUUAUUGUGUGGGGAUGGGACGGGGGGGGGGGGGUGAUGGCAAAGCAACCUGGAUUACGGUGCUAAACCUGAAGAAAUCACAGGUAAGUUAGAUUGUACAUGCAAUUAAGUUGUUAUUUCAACAAUAGCUUCAAAUAUUUGGGAACCAAAAUUAAAAUUUUAAACCAUAAUUCUGUUUUAUGGAACAUACAUUGUAGAUUUAGUUAUUGAACAGGGGUAAUACUAUUAGGUGCAAAUUAUCCUACAUUUUUCUUCAACAGAUGUACCAUUGCUGGCAAUGGAUCUGCCUCCCCUUCCCCAAUCUUAUAAAUGAUUUUGGUAGUUUUUUUAUAUGUGUAGAAUGACCUUUUAUAACAAGUAGUAAGCAAUCCUGAUCUAGAUGUCUUUGGAGUAAUGUUUUUCAAUACUUUUUAAAAGUCCAAAGAUUUUUUAGGCACAUGGAAGAAAAUGUCAGAAAGCAUUCCAUUUAUGAUUAGGUCUUGAGAAAAAUCAGAAUAUCUCCAGAUUAGUAAAGAUUGCUAAGAAUUUUCCCGAGCUCUCUUGGGAGAUACAUACACGAAUCAAUAAACUGAAGUCUGGGAAAUGUCUUAACUGCUACUGAAUUGUAUGUUGGUGAUAAACUGUAUUUAAUUUGCUUCUUUUAGGGAAAUGUUAAUAACUUGCAGGAAAGUACCUGGUAAUGCUGUAUGUAGGCUUUUCUAAGUAAAAACUAUAGCAUUUUGUGGACUGUGUUUUAUUUCAAUUCUAUACUAAGUUAAUGAUACUAAUUGCUGGAGUGCUUCUAGAAAAGCCAUUUCAAAUUGACUACUGGAGAAAUGUGUGCUGCCUUCUGCUUUCAUUCCCAUUUUUAACUGUUCUAAUAGCUUGCACACUACACCUCAAACCGGAUGGCCUACUAAAUGAAUGUUGCAUUGCCCAUUUAUUACAUGAUAAUUUUGGACUUCAAAUUGAUUUAGACUUCAAAUGUUUAGACUUUGGAGUGAUCUUGAGGGGCAUUAUGAUUAGUUUGGAACUGUUAAGAUUCAAUGUUAGGUGUCUUUAUUCUGAGUCACAGUGGUUAGUUGCAUACUUAAGUCUUGCAUUUUUCCCAUCAGAUAAGUGCUGCAAGUUUUUAAUGUUGUAUGUAUUGACUUUAGUUUUGAAAAUGCCAUGUAAAUAAUGGACUAUUUCAUUUUUCACUCAUGUACAGUUUAACCGUACUUUCCAAGUUUUAUAUAUAGGCUCUCAGUCACAUUGUUUAUUUGGCUGAUAUAGAAUGCUGUACAGAACAGAUAGCCUUAAAAUGCAGCUUUUAACAUUAUGGCAUCCUCUGUAAAAUGUACAUUUUAAUAAGAUUUCAAUUGUUUGUGAAAUAAAGUCUUGGAAGGAAGUCGGUAGAAAAAAACUGUAGAGUUCUUGAAAUAAAAAUAUUAAAAUUUUCUGAUGGGGUGAGCAGUAGCAAUAUUGAUUUCUAAGCGCAAUUUAUGGUAUUUUUAACAAGCAUGUUAAGGAUGUUUUACAUGCUUAUUUUCUAAAAUACCGUAAUAUUGGAACAAACACAUCUAUGGGUUUGGGAAAUCUGUGUCCACAAGUUCAUUUCUCUAUUUCAUCUCAGGCUGGUUUCUUUCCUUAAAGUUAACUCUGGGUUUGUCCAUUGAAACAAGGUUAUUGUACCCAUGUGAGCUCGCAUAGCAUAUAAUUUCUAAAAGUAAAAGUUUAAUGAUGGCUUUUAUUUAUUUAUUUGCACUUCAGAUCCAGUUGUAAGCCUGACAGAUAUAAAACUAAAUACUUCUUUAUGACCUAUGUAUUUAUUCCUCCCCCCCUUCCCCAGUAAUCUGGUUUCAGAACUGAAAACUGAUCCAGAUGAAUAUUCUAUAUUCAGAUUCUAUUUCCCUAUAAUGCUGAAUGCUAGGAAUUUUGUUUAGUUUUGAUCAUUUCUUGUUUUGCCUUUCUAUGUAACAUGGCUGCAAAUUGUAACAUUUGAAUAAUUGCCUCUUUGCAGUCACCAAGGAUCAUUUGUAGAUGUUAAGCAUCAUCUCCUAAGGCUCUAGCUGGAACAUUAACUUAAAUGACCACUGAAAGAAGUAUACUGUAUAUAGUUAACUUCUGUGGAAAUUACUUUUGUAUAAGAACACUGAGUCAAUGCAACAACAGUCUUGCAUUCUACAUUGAUGGGUUUGAAGAGAUCUGCUCAAUAUUUUCCUUAAUAGCUUGAUUUUCUAAAUCUAAAUCAAUGUUUACUGAUUACAAGUAGAUUUAAUUUAAAAUAUUUUCUGCCCUUUUUGUGAGAAUUUCUUGUAGAAUGCCUGCAAGCAAAGUACUUUUCGUUAGAGGUUUUCACAUGAUUUUGGCUUAGUUUUUGCUAUGUUGCCUAGCAUUUUGUUUACCAAUCUGCGUAGCUACUAAAUUACUGGUUAAUUAGUUGUGAGUUGAUUUUUCUAAUGGCUUUCUAAACUAGUGGCCCACAGAUCAAUUUGUAUAAUGUUGAAUUUCUGGACAUUGAUAUCUUCACAAGGUAAGAGGGGUCAUAUUUACACUUGUGACUUAAAAGGCCUAAUCUGCCUUUAAAUGUGGUUCAUCAAAACUUUCCAUAUUGAUACUUUUAAUCCUUUGAUUUUAUUACCUUUCUUUCCAGCCUUUAGGUGAUUGUUAAGAACUUGCUGUCCAACUUUUUGUUCGUUUUUAAACUGCUAAAGAAGUUACAUUGUAUUGAAGAAAAAUAAAUUACAUUUUAAUGGAA